AUGACUAUUACACGGUCCCAGACGGGGAAAACUCCCAGGAAAAUCGACCGUCCCGGUUAUAUCGAGACCCCUGGUCGUCGAGUGACACGCAGCGGCGUUGUGCUGUCCUCAGAAAACAGCGCAGACGAUGUCUCCGAUUCCACCGCUGAAGCCACUGCAAGAUCGAAGUCGUCUACGCGACGACGCACCCGCGCAACGCCCAAGGAUGAGACCGAAUCGCCAGAACCGGAGGUGAAGGAGGAAGAGCCAAAGACACCGGCCAAGGCCAAUGUUCACUUUAAUGGCUCUACCGAGAAGAAACACAUCGUCGAUGGCUGGGCUGAGGGUAUGGAUCCCAAGGUCGACUACAGCGGACAUUUUGAGUUUGGUGGUUCUUGGGGAGUAUUGGCGAUGAUGUUGGGAUUCCCGGUAUUGAUGUGGUAUAUGUGGAUUGGCGCCACCUACUACGAGGGCAAGUUCCCUCGUCCGGCUGAGGGACAGAGCAUGUCGGAUUUCUUAUUGCAUAUGGUAAACCUGGUGUAUGAGGGCGCGUUCCCGACACUCAGGGCUUGGAAGAUCUACUGGACUUUUUUCAUCUUCGAGGGUGUGUGCUACAUGCUCAUGCCUGGUAUCAAGGUUAUGGGUCGUCCUCUUCCCCAUGCCGGUGGUAAGCAGUUGGAGUAUUACUGCUCCGCUCUUUACUCGUGGUACUUCAACAUUGUGCUGUCGUUGGUCCUCCACUUCACCGGUAUCUUCAAGCUGUAUACCGUGAUCGACGAGUUCGGUCCUCUUUUGACAGUGGCCAUUCUGUCUGGCUUCAUUGUGUCAUUUAUUGCGUACUUUUCCGCGUUGUUUCGUGGAGCGCAGCAUCGGAUGAGUGGUUAUCCCAUCUAUGAUUUCUUCAUGGGUGCGGAGCUCAAUCCGCGGAUGUUUGGCGUGUUGGACUUCAAGAUGUUCUUUGAAGUCCGUCUUCCCUGGUACAUUCUUUUCUUCAUCUCUAUGGGUGCUGCGGCCAGACAGUACGAGAACUACGGCUAUGUCUCUGGAGAGGUUGGAUUCAUCUUGCUGGCACAUUUCUUGUAUGCCAAUGCCUGCUCCAAGGGCGAGGAGUGCAUUGUGUCUACUUGGGACAUGUACUACGAGAAAUGGGGCUUCAUGCUGAUUUUCUGGAACUUGGCCGGUGUGCCUCUGAGCUACUGCCACUGCACCAUCUAUCUCGCCAACCACGACCCUUCAACCUACCACUGGAACCGCUACUUCCUAGCCUUCCUCUACGUCGCAUACCUGUUCGUCUACUGGGUGUGGGACACGACCAACAGCCAGAAAAACCGUUUCCGCCAGAUGGAGCGUGGCACCAUGGUCUUCCGUAAUACCUUCCCCCAGCUGCCGUGGCAGACUCUGGAGAACCCGAAGACCCUCACCGCUGCCGAUGGCUCCAAGAUUUUGGUCGAUGGAUGGUAUGGCAAGGCUCGCAAGAUCCACUACACCUGCGAUCUGUAUUUUGCCUUGAACUGGGGUCUUAUCACUGGCUUUGAUAGCCCGUUCCCGUGGUUCUACCCUCUGUUCUUUGCGUGCAUGAUCAGCCACCGUGCGCUGCGUGAUAUUCAGCGCUGCCGGAACAAGUACGGUGAGACUUGGGCUGAGUAUGAGAGACAGGUUCCCUACCUGUUCAUUCCCUACGUCUUCUAA
Messenger RNA from Aspergillus chevalieri, 1668 nucleotides. RefSeq names its product c-24(28) sterol reductase (gene erg4). Gene Ontology annotation, biological process: ergosterol biosynthetic process. The transcript is spliced from 4 exons. The record is from RefSeq and is a predicted model, not a curated record. The coding region runs from base 1 to 1668 and encodes 555 amino acids. Gene Ontology annotation, cellular component: endoplasmic reticulum membrane. Gene Ontology annotation, molecular function: Delta24(24-1) sterol reductase activity. Lineage: Eukaryota; Fungi; Ascomycota; Eurotiomycetes; Eurotiales; Aspergillaceae.